Messenger RNA from Capra hircus (goat), 851 nucleotides. RefSeq names its product galectin-related inter-fiber protein (gene GRIFIN). The record is from RefSeq and is a predicted model, not a curated record. Gene Ontology annotation, molecular function: carbohydrate binding. Bases 1 to 495 code for a protein of 164 amino acids. NCBI's taxonomy places the organism in Eukaryota, Metazoa, Chordata, Mammalia, Artiodactyla, Bovidae. The transcript has 5 exons.
AUGGCCCUGCAGGGGACACCCCAAGGAGAGGGGGCCCGGGACCCAGGGCCUCUCCACCCCUUUUGUCUGCAGUUUGAAGCCUUCCACGCGGGGGGCCUGGCCCCGGGCUGGAGCCUACUGGUGCAGGGACACUCUGACUCUGGAGAGGACCAGUUUGAGAUCAACUUCCUGUCCGAGACGGGCGACAUCGUCUUCCACAUCAAGCCCCGGUUCUCCAGCGCCACCAUGGUGGCCAACGCUUUCCAGGGCGGCCGCUGGGGCCAGGAGGAGGCGUCCAGUGUCUUCCCGCUGGUGCUCGGGGAGCCCUUUGAGAUGGAGGUCAGCUCGGACGCAGAACACUUCCACGUCCACGCCCAGGAGCACAAGGUCCUGCAGUUCGCCCACCGCCACAGGCCGCUGGCCGCCAUCACGAGGGUGCAGGUGCUGAGCGACCACCGCCUGGCCCAGGUGGAGCUGGCCAGGAAAGGCCUGUGCUGGGGGGCCGGGGGCUACUGAGCUGUGUUCGAAGUCCCGGGAUUGAGCCUUGGCCGUUGACCCUCUCGCAUCCAGUGAAGCCCACCCUGGAGAAGCUGGAGGGAGAGGGCUCUGUGGUUCUGGGACCCCCUAUUUCAGCUCCACCUCCAAUAAAGUUUAAGCAGGCUACAGAAGCUUGGCUGCUGUGAGACGGGGGUGGGCCACUGCGGGGCGGGGGCCAGAAGUCCCUGAGACCUGUGUCUUGGGGAUGGGCUGACCCUUAACUCAUCCCCAGGACACAGGGGUCUGGGGGGCUGCGACGGACACAGGCUUGGGGUUGUCGUUACUGUUCAGCCGCUCAGUCGUGUCCGACUCUUUGCGACCCUGUGGGCUGCAGC